Anopheles merus is the source of this 1654-nucleotide messenger RNA. RefSeq lists its product as uncharacterized. The coding region runs from base 1 to 1488 and encodes 495 amino acids. The transcript has 3 exons. The record is from RefSeq and is a predicted model, not a curated record. Lineage: Eukaryota; Metazoa; Arthropoda; Insecta; Diptera; Culicidae.
AUGUAUCGACAAAUUGUGCUGCAUCCGGAUGAUCGACGAUUGGUUCGCAUUUUCUUCCGUUUCUCACCGCAAUCGCCGAUUGAAUUGUACGAGCUGAAUACUGUGACAUAUGGUUUGUCUCCAUCAUCGUUCUUGGCCACUCGUACAUUGCUGCAGCUUGCGGAAGAUGAAGGUGCUGACUUUCCACUAGCUUCACCCGCACUGAGACACAAUUUUUAUGUAGACGACUUCAUUGGCGGAGCUAACAGCGUGAGUGAAGCUCGCGAGCUUCGUCAGCAACUUUCCGAGUUACUCUCCAAGGGCGGGUUUGAACUCCGGAAGUGGACAUCCAACUGUUUAGGCGUACUAAGUGGUUUACCAGCAGAGCAUAUCGGUACACAGUCAUCACUGCAGUUUGUGCCGAACGAGACUGUGAAGGCACUUGGUAUCGCAUGGAAGCCCGAACUAGAUGUUUUGUGCUUUGAGUCGACUGCAAUAAUGGAAACCGCCAACCUCACCAUGCGAUCCAUAUUGUCAAACAUUGCUCGAAUGUUUGAUCCACUUGGAUUGAUCGCUCCAGUCAUCAUACGCGCGAAAUUGCUAAUGCAGGAGUUGUGGCUGCAGAAAAUCGGAUGGGACGAUCCGGUCCCUGUACACAUCUGUAACAAAUGGAAAUCGGUUACUGACGACUGGAAGGAUUUGGAAAGCUUCAAAAGCGAACGGUAUGUGCUCUUACCUAACUCUAAAAUACAGUUCCAUACAUUUGCAGACGCGUCAGAAGUUGCUUAUGGUGCCUGCAUUUAUGCGCGCUGUGAGGACCAGCAGGGACGAGAGCACAUCUUCAUCAUCGUGUUAGACGCGCUAUGGGAAUCGACACAACCGAAUCGUUUUUUCUGGUCGGAUUCGACGGUAACGCUAAACUGGAUAGCGUCUCCACCCAACACCUGGAAAACAUUCGUGGCGAAUCGUGUUGCUGAGAUCCAGAACUAUUCGCACCCUCGUCAAUGGAAACACAUUCCCGGUUCAUCGAAUCCCGCCGAUCUGGUGUCUCGAGGGAUGUCAGCAGCUGAAAUGCUAAAAGGAUCGAUUUGGAGCUGUGGUCCUGAAUGGUUGGCGCUAUCCCCCUCCAAAUGGCCAAUGUCAAAUCCAUCACUGACUGCUGAAACGGAUAUGGAAAUUCGUCAGACACGUACACUACAGUCAUCACAAGUUACCUCAGCAGCAUUACCGAUCACCCCUGAGGCUAUAGAAGCAGCUAAAAUCGUGCUUUGUAAACUGGCACAAGAGCACGAGUUUUCAUCAGAGAUCCAACUGCUGAAAAAGGGAGAAAUGGUACGAAAACAAUCACCUCUACGGCGAUUGAAUCCGUUUCUCGACAACGAUGGAAUAUUACGAGUAGGAGGCCGCUUGAAACUUGCACAGCUACCGUACCAGUUCAAGCAUCCCAUCCUGCUUCCCAAAACCAUCAGCUGGCUCAUCUCAUCGCGGUGCACAUACAUGAGAAGCUGAUGCAUGGCGGGGGAAGACUACUACUUUCCCGGAUACGUGAGGAAUAUUGGCCACUCGAUGGACGUCGGCUAGUAAAAAACGUAGUGAGGAAUUGCUUUCGUUGCAUUCGUCAGGAUCCGCAGCUGACACAACAACAAACUGGUCAACUCCCGUAUGAACGCAUCAC